GGGGCUCUAGAAGACUACUUACACGAUCUAAAUACAGAAGCACAGUGCUUUUAUUAUUCUUAGAACCUUGGCCAUUUUAUACCUUGGAAACGGGUAUAUUAGGCCUCUCCCGCUUCUUCUGCUCAAUGCCCCUGUAUCAAUCCGCACGAUUAGGAGCAAAAGCAUUCCACUCUUGAAGGGGAAAACUCGCUCCUGGCACUCGUUUUGCCUCAUCCAUAUAUCCCCAGCAAUGUUGUGUCUGAGGCAGCUACUCUUCAUGGGGCUUCUCCCCCUCUCCCAUGUCGGAGCAUAUGACUUGCGCAACGUACUCCCUUUAUCAACUCCAGCACAAAAAUCAGGCCCCGUCCCCACGGCUCCCGCCGCCAUCCCUGCGAGAACAAACAGCAACAUCGGCGUCUGGACCUCAACAGCCCUUCAAGAAAUAAUCAAAGAAAGAGACGAGCACGCCGCGCGGGGGCAUCUUGCUGAAAUCGAGCAGAGAGACCAAUUCAUCUUCGCCCUCUGUCCCAAAUCGUGGAGAGGUGGCGUCCCCAAAGCAUGCUCUGAAUGUGGGAACGAUACCGUCGUCCCCGGCCAGUGCGACCAGAUCAUGUUCACUGGAAGCCAGGAGCGCUGCCAGUUUUCGGGCGGCUGCGGUGUGUAUUGUCAGUGCGUCCCAGGCGCCGUGGAUAUUACCCCCGGCAAACUCACGUCCAUUACCACCGUCAGCGGCCAGGCUGGGACAGUAGUCUAUGAGGCCCUCACGCUAGCCGAGUAUAGCGGCUUGAAAGCAAGCACGACUGUUACCAUCACUGAUCUCGUCGCAACGAGCACCGACAGUAGUGCCGAUAUGGAAACUUUUGUUGCUGUUGUCGUAGCUGGUGGUAUCGCGUGGUGGGUCGCAGAACAGUUUGGCGCGGCAGCAGCGAUCGCAGCUAUACAACCACCCUCUGAGCUGCCAGAUGGUGGAGAGGAAGACGACCAAGUGUGCCAGAAGGAUCCAAAAGAGGACUGCGCUGAUUGCGGAGGAGCCAACAGCGUAAAGCUGUGCUCGUCAGGGGCUGAGGUUGGCUGUCCAUGCGAUGAAAACCAGAAGUGCCCCGACGAGCCGCCUCGAUGUACCGAUGCUUCUUGCGGAGGUGAUAAUGGACAGUCGCAGUGUUCCGCGAGGGGUGCCAUCAAUGGUUGCACGUGCUGCCCAAGCACAACGAUCUCCUGCUCCGACAACAAUUGCAACGGGGACGGUUUCUCCCAGUGCCAGGCGGAGACAUACCAUGGUUGCGGAUGUCUGUGGCUAGGCAAUGACGGCACGGACGUGGAUAUCGAAAACGACGAUCCCGGUGCCAUUACGCCGGACCAGCUGUCCUCGCUGGUGGCCGCGGUUUUCACCACAGCCUGGGGUGCUAUGUCCAGCUCUGUACCGGGCCUUCUGCAAGAUCCCACCGUCGUUAGCUGCCCAUACGCAAGUUACACGCCCACCACGAGCCUCAACACGGGGACCGCAUCGGUCACUUUCCUGCCCGCUACCAAUUGCUACUGCAGAUGUGGACCGACCAUCACGCCGCAGUACUGGGGAACCAAUUCAGACCAUAGCACUACCAGCUGGUGCAUGCAGGGCACUACCGCUCCCGGCGACUACACAUUUGUCACUCUGGGGUGUGAGCCUAGUGCUGCUACUGUCCCGACAACGGCACUUCCAACAACGACGGCUCCUGCCCCAGUCAAAAUGCCGCCUCCCAACACCACCUGUAACAAAAACUCGGAUUGUAGCCAGUACACAUGCACGGGCGGAUCGGCUGCAACAUGCGUGGCUGGAGCAGCAGGCGAUCCGUUCACUUUGCUGUGCCAAUGUUGAGUCAAGAAGAGGUUCCGAUUAUGUAGAUAAAUACAUUCACGAUCAUUCCUUUAUCGCUGACUGAUUCCGCUGCUUCAUAUCUCAUAAUGACCAGGCCCCUAUGAUCAUUUACGUGUGUUUGAAAUGGUCGGGUAUCACGAACACACUGCCAUUCCGUGAUAAGCUGAAGGCUUCUUGUCUCCUUGACAGCAAAUCCAUCCACGUAAAAUUUUGCGGGAUAGCCGGCGCGAUGCUCCCUUGGGUUGGAAGAGGUGUGGCCUCAAUAAGCAUGCUCGAACUAGCUGUGGAGGAGACUGCAGUGGUGGGUAAACGCUGGCCGCCGAGAGGAUGAUAAUCUGGGCCG
Hyaloscypha bicolor E is the source of this 2177-nucleotide messenger RNA. RefSeq lists its product as uncharacterized. NCBI's taxonomy places the organism in Eukaryota, Fungi, Ascomycota, Leotiomycetes, Helotiales, Hyaloscyphaceae. Bases 230 to 1834 code for a protein of 534 amino acids. The record is from RefSeq and is a predicted model, not a curated record. The transcript has 3 exons.